AUUGUUGGGGCGGGCCUUUGAAGACUGGCGGGGAGAUUCGAGCAUUCCACAACGGUGGGGCAACAGAAUAGGAAAUGUAAACGGAUUAUUAGAUAACAACGCUUUUGAACUAAAAAUCUGUGUAUCUUAAACAUUUAGUUUGUCAUGGUUACCCACGAAAAUUGACACUGCAGGUACAUCUCGUUGUGGUCAACCAUUAUUUUCAAGGUUGUAGCAUGGAGGUGCUGGAGGCGAUGGAGGUGGACCUGCAGCUGGGAGGGCCCAGUAGGGAGCCCGUGCCUGACUCUGACGCUCUGGCCAGCCUGGAAGAGCUCCCCGCCAUCGUCCCCGACUCUGGCAGCGAAACCGAGGUUGAGGACGAGGCAGAAGCUGCUCUUCCUGACCCGCCUCGACUACCGACCACCUGGGCGUACAGUCAGAACAGAGUCAGAGUGGAAGGUCAAGUUGGUCCCCGAAUCAGAAUGGAGGGUCACAUUGGGACCAGGGUCAGAAUGGAGGGUCACACUGGGACCAGGGUCAGAAUGGAGGGUCACACUGGGACCAGGGUCACCACUGCAGCCGCCCUGAGGCAGCGGAGAACCAGGUCGGGCCUGAGGGCGCACCACGCCACCCAGGCUUCCGCGCCUGCUAGCCGUUUCCUUGAUUUCCUGCUGCGGGUCCCUGCUGCCAACCAGGCCGAGCCUGACUCUGGGAGUAACACGGAGGUGAGCGAGUCCGAGGAUGAGCCAGAGGCCCCGGUGGCAGCCGCCGAUCUUUCCAUCCCUGCCGUUUCCUCCAGCCCUCGUCUAAAUCCUUCAGUGGCAGCACCGCCCCCGCAAAGCAUUGAUCCGGCAGCUUCUAACGCGACAACAGAGGCUAGAAGAACAGAGGCCGGGAAUCAAGCGAAUCCUGUGGGGGCACCGGACUCCGACCCCUCUGAUGGCGCGGCUCCACUGCCUCAGGUGGAGGAGACCGAAGGGGAGAACUGCCCCGUUUGCUUUGAGCCCUGGACCACGUCAGGGGAGCAUCGCCUGGCGACACUGCGCUGCGGACACCUGUUCGGAUACACCUGCAUCGAACGCUGGGUGAAGGGUCAGGGCCAUGGAGCCAAGUGCCCCCAGUGCAACAAGAAGGCCAAGCGCUCCGAUAUCGUCCUCCUGUACGCACCCAAGCUGAGGGCUUUGGACAACACCGAGCAGGAGCGUAUGAAGAGGUCACUGGAGCAGGAGCAGUCCCUGCGUAGGAAGGCUGAACUGGAGUCGGCCCAGUGUCGGCUACAGCUGCAGGUGAUAACCGACGAAUGUGGGAAACUACGCAAGCAGCUCCAGGAGCUGAAGACUCUGAUGGCCCAGCCUGGCUGUGCACCUUCUCAGAGCAAAGGGACCUCUCUCUCUGGGCUUUCCCAGGGACAGGACGGCGCCAAGGCGGGCCAAUACGUCUUCUCCAAGGCAGUGCUGGUGUCCCAGACGGGGGGCUGCAGGGUUCUGUCGUAUUGUGAGCCUCUCAGCUGCCUGCUGGCCUCACAGCCCUCCCCACACACCACUCUGGUGCCUGGCUGUGGUGUGAAGAAGGUGAGCACGGUGAAUCUGAAGGCCUGCCAGUAUGUUCCCAUCCAUGUCAAACAGAUCCGAGGCCUAGCCUUCAACAGACAGGCCGACAGCCUCCUGCUCUCCGGUGCCCUGGACUGCACCAUAAAACUCACCAGCCUGAUGACCAACACUGUGGUGCAGACAUACAACACCGGUAAACCCGUAUGGAGCUGCUGCUGGUGCCUGGACAAUAGCAACUAUGUGUACGCCGGCCUGACUAACGGCUCCGUGCUGGUGUAUGACACCAGGGACACCAGCACCCACGUCCAGGAGCUGCAGCCACUACGCUCCAGGUGUCCCGUUGCCUCCCUGACCUAUGUGCCCCGCGCUGUAUCCCGCUCAUUCCCGUGCGGUGGCCUCAUCGCAGGCUCUCUGGAGGGGGGCUGCUUCUGGGAGCUGGUUGGCGGGACAACCUACAGACGCCAUAUGUUGCCCCUGGAGAUGGGAGGCUGCACAGACAUCCAAGUGGAGCCAGAGAGCCGACACUGUCUGGUCACCUACAGACCAGGGCGCACCAACCCGUCACAGCGCUGUGUUCUGAUGGAGCUGAACAGGACGCCUCCCCCUGUGGAUACUGACCUGGAGCACUCGUGUUCCUGCUACCCGGUCCAGGCCUUCAGCAUCGGCUCCUCCUGCAAACUGCUCACCAAGAACGCAGUGUUCAGAAGCCCGGCUGGGGAGGGCUCCACUCUGGUCUGUGCUGGAGACGAGUCCACCAACUCCACCAUGGUGUGGGAUGCCAAGAGUGGAUCCUUGAUUCAGAAGUUGCCUGCUGACCUCCCAGUGUUAGACAUCUGCCCAUUUGAGGUGAACCAGGGCCACUACCUGGCUUCUCUCACUGAGAAGAUGCUCAAGAUCUAUAAGUGGGAAUGAGGAUUAUGGAGGACGCCACUCUGCGAGCAUUCUUUAAUAGCUGCUGCUGGGAUCUAUAUGUAACGCUUACCCAAAUUCUUACCCAAAGUAACUACAGAGGAGCCCUUGCUGUGUUCAGAUUGCAGUGGAGUGUCUGGAGACCUACAUUGCUGGAGAGUUUAAGGACUGAAAACCCAUCACAUAGAAAAUAAAAAUAGCAUAACAGAUAUGAUACAGUGAACUAGGCGUGUUGUACACCCACUCAUCCCUACUCUGCCUUUUGCUUGGCCUUGUUUUGGAAGUAGAGAAUAAUUGAUGUGGUUGCCAUUUAUACAUGCUGCCAGUGUGAGACCUUUUCAACGUCGUGCUUCAUCACUGGUCUUGCUGAUGGAUACGUGAAUUAAAAUCAUGACACUGACCGCAAACAAGUGUUACACUUCCUGUAAAUCUAGUUGGAGAAGCCAGCAGGCUGUAUCAAAAAUAAUUCUGGAUGCUUUUAAAAAUGUUCUUUAUAUUAGUUUGAGGAAAUUGUAUAUAAGUGUCAUUUAUACCAUAUGUUUGUGUACAAUUUUUGA
Messenger RNA from Esox lucius (northern pike), 2995 nucleotides. It is a transcript of the gene rfwd3, whose product is annotated as ring finger and WD repeat domain 3. NCBI's taxonomy places the organism in Eukaryota, Metazoa, Chordata, Actinopteri, Esociformes, Esocidae. Gene Ontology annotation, molecular function: protein binding; ubiquitin protein ligase activity. The record is from RefSeq and is a predicted model, not a curated record. The transcript is spliced from 13 exons. Bases 216 to 2441 code for a protein of 741 amino acids. Gene Ontology annotation, cellular component: site of double-strand break; nucleus. Gene Ontology annotation, biological process: double-strand break repair via homologous recombination; interstrand cross-link repair; protein ubiquitination.